UCGCGGCCGUCAAGGUUUUGAUCAAAUGAAUGCGAGAGAUUAUGAUGCACGACCCCUGUGACCACGUUCUAUAAUUGCCAUCUUAUUUUUCUUACUGGCACCGGUUGCUUUCCCUACCCCUGCUGCCAUGCGCCUCGAAUCCGUCCAUCAGCUGCACAGCCAUCGUCUUCUACUACAAUAUCUGCAUCGUACAUCGCACUUUCCGCGCCGUAUCGUCGUGGUUACUUCGUUGACCGCCGGUUUUUAGAUCAAACAUCGCCUCCCUUACGUAUUGCUCCUCGCGCUCAUUUUGAUUCAAGUUACACCCAAGACCACACCGAUGACAGCUUCUGUCGAUGCUGCCUUGACCCUCACAGAAGCUGUAGGCUGGGGAUCACCUGCGAUGUCUACCCCUCAACUUCAAGAACUCUCUGUAGCAUCGCAGGAGCGACAUAUACCGCUACAGCUCGUCAGUCCACUAUGGAAAUUCUCCGCGGCAUUUUCGUCGCAAGUGCUUCUUGUGGGGUUUCUAGUUCUCCCUCUAGCAUUCGGGGAUGACGAGGCCGAGUUCCCUGCGAAUAAGACACCCACGACAAUCGCAGCUUUCAUCCUCAUCGCCAUUGCAUACUCUUUGUCGCUCGCAGUCGUCUGCUUUAAGCCUCAGGACCGCAAUUUCCUGCUUUAUUCUCUGUUUCUACCUUGCCUGUGUUCAAACCUCCUCGCUCUCUUGAACGUCCUGCUCAACGUCAUUUGUCGAAAUCUGCUCCCUAUGGGCAGCUUGGAAAUCGUCAGCCUUGGCCUUCCCAGCACCUUCGCCUUUCUUUCUGGCCUUGGGGCUUUAUGUGCCCAUGCGUGGGACAUCCCCGGUUUAUCUCGAGCGGGUGAUCGCCAUCGCCCGCGCUUGACUGAUGAAGAGAUGCAGCGCCAGCAAUUACAGCGACUUUUAGAACCAGAGUCCUCUCAGAAGAAGCGAAGCUCCAAGGUGUACAACAAGACAUUCCAAGUCAAGGCUCCCGAGCUGGUUAAUCCUGGCAAGGGCUGGGAUACCUUCAUACCUCCUCCUCGGGAGGAAAAUUUUUUUCGAUGAGAUGCCCCCGGAUUCCUUGAGGAUAUUGGAUAUGUGUUUUAUGUGGUAACGGUUGCUCAAAACAGUUGCAGAGAACAGCAACACUUCUGAUCUCGUCGAUGCAUCCGAAAGCUCACUCUUGUUGUAGUCAAUUAUAUCAUAAUUUGCAGUACCUUUUCCAGGUUUCCGAUCCAG
Aspergillus aculeatus ATCC 16872 is the source of this 1240-nucleotide messenger RNA. RefSeq lists its product as uncharacterized. The transcript has 3 exons. The record is from RefSeq and is a predicted model, not a curated record. The coding region runs from base 383 to 1066 and encodes 227 amino acids. Lineage: Eukaryota; Fungi; Ascomycota; Eurotiomycetes; Eurotiales; Aspergillaceae.